AUGUUUCAACAAGGAGUCUAUUUUUUGAUAGCAACAAUUAUUAUAAGCAGUCUAAACGCUCAAAAAGUUUCUUAUAAAAAUUACAAAGUUUAUACAUUUGAGACAUCAACAAAUGAACAUAAAGCUGUGAUUUUAAAAUUAAUUUACUCAGAUAGUCAGUAUUUGCCUUGGAAUGUUGUUCAUCCAAUGUCAUUAUUAGUUCCACCUAAUAAAGUACAAGAAAUCGAGACAGUAAUGAAGGCAUCUAACAUUAAAUAUAAAAUUACAAUGAAUGAUGUGCAAGCUGUAAUUGAUAGUCAAUCCAAAAAAGUGGGAGACAAAAAUAAAUUCGACUGGACACGUUAUCACACAUUAGAUGAAAUUAAUAAUUGGCUUGAUAAUCUUUCGAAAAAGUAUCCAGGAAAAGCUGAAAUCAUUAUUGCCGGACGUACAUACGAGGGUAGACAAAUUAAAGGUAUCAAAAUAUCAUUUAAAAAAAAUAAUCCUGGCGUUGUACUAGAGAGCGGUAUGCAUCCCAAUGAAUGGCUAUCACCAGCCACCACAACUUAUAUAAUCAACGAAUUUUUGAAUAGUAAAGACACAGAAAUUCGUAAAUUAGCUGAAACUUUUGAUUGGUAUAUCUUUCCAUCUCUAAAUGCUGAUGGUUAUGUAUAUUCUCAUACAACGGAUCGGCUUUGGCGUAAAACUGUUUCACAAGGUAAAAGUAAAUGCAUUGGUGUUGAUCUCAAUCGAAACUGGGGUUAUAAAUGGGCCCCAUGUACAAUACCAAAUUGUGAAUGCUAUACAUUUUAUGGAGGAACCAAAGCCUUUACCGAAAUUGAAGCGAUAACAUUUUCUGAGUACAUCAAAUCCAUUUCAUCAAAAAUAUUUUGCUAUAUAACUUUUCAUAAUCUUGGUCAACGUCUUGUGAUUCCAUAUGGAUAUUCAUCUGAGCGCAUGGAUAACUAUGAAGAUGCUAUUUCGAUUGGACAGAAAGCUGCUAAUGCCAUUUCUAAAAGAUACGGUACCAAAUUCAUUGUUGGAAACUUCGCUGAAGCCUUUACUGUUCUUCCUGGAUCAUCUAUGGAUUGGAUGAAGGGUGAAUUAAAAGUCCAAUUGUCUUAUAGUUAUCUAUUGCGUGAUACGGGCGAAUAUGGAUAUCUAAUGCCGCCAGAGCAGAUAAUUCCAAAUUGCCAAGAAACUAUGGAUUCCCUGCUUGUUUUAUUUGACGAAAUGAAAAAAUUUGGUUAUCCAAAAAAGUUCCCCGAGAUUCCAGAAAUUCUUAAUAUAAACCGAAGACUGACAACUUCCGGAUGA
This is a messenger RNA of Ceratosolen solmsi marchali, 1296 nucleotides long. RefSeq names its product zinc carboxypeptidase-like. NCBI's taxonomy places the organism in Eukaryota, Metazoa, Arthropoda, Insecta, Hymenoptera, Agaonidae. The transcript is spliced from 7 exons. The coding region runs from base 1 to 1296 and encodes 431 amino acids. The record is from RefSeq and is a predicted model, not a curated record. Gene Ontology annotation, molecular function: metallocarboxypeptidase activity; zinc ion binding. Gene Ontology annotation, biological process: proteolysis.